Molecule: messenger RNA, 6061 nt
Organism: Nymphalis io (European peacock)
Lineage: Eukaryota; Metazoa; Arthropoda; Insecta; Lepidoptera; Nymphalidae
Gene: Pcf11
Exons: 16
Coding region: 259-5079 (1606 amino acids)
Biological process (GO): termination of RNA polymerase II transcription
Cellular component (GO): cytoplasm; mRNA cleavage factor complex
Molecular function (GO): mRNA binding; RNA polymerase II complex binding
Source: RefSeq, a predicted model, not a curated record
ACAAAUAGACGCCAUUUUGAUUUAGAUUACUUCUUGCACUCGGCACGCAGUUACAUCGAGACUUUCGCAUGAAGUGUUUGUAAAAAUAUGUUUUCAAAGGUGAUUUAAUCGUCAGAAUGCGUAUAUCUUUCUGUACGUGAGUUAACCCGAUAAAUUGUGCGACCUCAGUCAUCUUUACUUCAUUAUCUACGAUAACCAAUGUGUUUGUGAAGAUAUAGUGUGGUAUGAUAGUCCAUGCUAUAGUAGUAGCUGUGAAACAUGGCGAAGGAAAUAGCAGAAGAGUACGCGUCCAGCUUGGCGGAUCUAACCGUCAACAGCAAACCUCUGAUAAACAUGCUCACAAUACUCGCAGAAGAGAAUAUCGAGCACGCAGGGGUUAUUGUUGAAACCGUGGAGAAACACUUGGAGAAGGUACCUCCUGACAUCAAGCUGCCAGUUCUCUAUUUAGUUGAUUCAAUUAUCAAGAAUGUUGGUGGUGCAUACACACAGAAGUUCUCCCAGAUAAUUGUUAACAUCUUCACUAAGACUUUUAAACAGGUAGAUGAAAAAGUACGUUCACAGAUGUUCAAACUUCGUGAGACUUGGCAUGAGGUGUUUCCGUCUAUGAAGUUGUAUCAGCUGGACGUUAAAGUGAAUCUGAUCGAUCCCGCUUGGCCGAUUCAAGCUCAACCACAACAGUCUAACAUCCAUGUAAAUCCAAAUUUUCUGAAAAAGUCGACGCCCACCACGAGCGCGGCGCCGCUGUCGGCGGACGAGGAGCGGAUGCGCAGCGUGCUCGCCAAGAAGGAGCAAGAGCUGCUCAUGCUGCAGAGAAAGAAGGUCGAAAUGGAGCUCGAGCAGACUAGGCGGCAACUGCAGCUGGCGGAAAAGAAUUCUAAAAUGCCCGCCGCGCCGCCCGCGCCCCCCGCGCCCGCCGCGCCCCCCGCGCCCGCCGCGCCCGACGCGCCGCUGUCCGUCAAGCAGAGGCUUGGGCCGCCCGUGCCGCGGCCCGCGCGCAUCGCGCCCGUGAGCGCCGCGCUGGCGGCCGCGCGCCGCGACCCGCGCCUGGCGCGCCGCGCGCCGCCCGCGCCGCCCGCGCCCGCCGCGCCCGCCGCGCCCGCCGCGCCCGCCAUCGCCCCCAACGUGUUCGACAUCAAGCCGCUCGAGCGCGACGUCACCGUCACCAAGCGCAAGAACGUCAUCACCAUCGACGUGCGCGGCGAGGCGGACGCGUACGCGCAGCGCCUGCGGCCGGCCGCGCGCCUGCCGCCCAUCCCCAAGCUGAGCCGCGCGCGGCCCGCCGACGCGCCGGCCAAGCGCCGCAAGGAGCCCGAGCGCAAGAAGCGGCGCGACCGGGAGCCGCCCGCGCCCGCCGCGCCCGCGCCCGCGCCGCCGCCCGACCGGCGCGCGCGCCGCCCGCGGGAGCGCAAGGCCAAGGCGCCCGCGCCGCCCGCGCCGCCCGCGCCGCCCGGCCUCGUCGCCUUCAAGGAGCUCAGGAACUACCACAAGGAGCGCUACAUGCGACGGAAUAAGGAGAAAUCUGAGAGCCCCGAGAGAUUAGAGAGGAUCCCGGUCGAGCUCCCCGAAGAGUCCGCAAAGAAUAAAGAUGUCGAUCUACGGGUAUUACAUCCUGUUAUUACAGAAACAGCUGCACCUGUUGCUCAGAAAAGAUCUUCUAGUGAAACACUAGAAGGAAAGGCUAAGAAAAAUAAACAUGAAAAGUUUGAUAUUCUUUUUGGAAAUGAAGACGUAGAUCUUCGUAAACUACCUAAAGUAGAGGAAGUGAACGCUCCUCCGCCGCCAUCGAUAACUGAUAGUAAGCCAAAUAUGAAGGUUAAGUUAGACCCUGACGAGGAAGAAGACGAUAUUGUUUCUCCUGUCAGAUCACCAAGAAAAGAUUGGCAGGAAGUUAAAGAAAAGGAGGAUACAAAGAAAACUCCAUCGAAAUUAGAUCUCGUUAGAGCGAAGUUAGCAGAAGCUACCAAGGGAAAGGAUGGUCUUGGGCGACCUUUAUUAUUCAGUAAAUCACCAAGCAUAGAAAGAGAACGACGUCGUACAUUUAGUUCAGAAGAACCGGACGCAAGAACAGAUAACGUGGAAGAUUUUGAUGCGGAAGAUCACAAAAAAACUAUAUCUAUAAUCAUGAAUCAGGCUAAAGAACAGUUUAGUGACGGCGAGCUAGACAAGAAUCAAUAUAAUGCCUUAAUGUAUCAAGUUCUUCAACUUAAUGAGAAGUUAAAGCUUAAAGAAGCUAAGCAAAGAGAAUCUUUGGAAGUUUCUAAAAGAAAACUGAAAGCACAUAUACAGGAAGAAAACAAAGUGUCCUCACCAAAAAGUUCACCGUCAGAUAGAAAUAAUUAUGGGGAUAUUGAUGAAAGGAUAACCCCAGCUCCGUUUAUGGAUGCGCCAGAUAAAAAAAAUCAUCAACGUCACGAUUCGGAUAUGAGAAUGACUCACAAUGGGGACCAUAUGGAAGGGGGCAAUUCUAUGUUUCCUUUACCGCCCAUGAUGCCUAUGUUUAUGGGGCCCUUCCCAAGGUGGAGAGGACAGCCAAGGCCAAGAAUAGAUGAGUUUGGAAUGCGUCGUUUCAGAGGUCCAGUUCCUCCAUACUAUAGAGGCAAAUUUGACAAGAGAGGGCCACGACCACCUUUCGAGCCGAGAAUGCCUCUCCUUCCAACUCCAAAAGUAGGUAUGUACCAGGGAGAUUCUCCACUACAGCCUUACGAAAGAUCAAAGUCGCCACCUCCACUCGGCGCUCCAGGAUACAAUCUCCCACCUACUGAUUUUAAAAUUUUAGAAUACAUUGAUCAAGAUCCUGUCAAAACGAUACAAAUUGACAAUAUACCUCGGGAAAUCCGAUUUUACGGUGAAACGGCAAUCAUUAUGUUAGACUGGGAUGACCCACGUGAAAUAAAAUUCCUGCCCGGCUCCAGGCGAGUUACCUUUGAUAACAAAGACUCGGUUGUUUUAACUUUUAACGAAGGCUACAAGCAGGUAGAAAUUGAUGAUCAAGUUUUCGAUAUCCGGUUCGGAGCCCCUACCAGAGAGUUAUACAUAAAUGGUCGGUGGUACGAAUGUUUCUUUGGUGGUCAGCCUUUAGGGGUGAUAAUUGACGGAAAGCCUCGCUUAAUACAUUUAGAGGGGCCGUUACCAAAAGUAGACAUUGGUAAAACUAAGCGAACUGAAUUAGUAGCUGGAAAAAUUAAUCUAAUUGUCAAUGCAACUAAUAUUUGUCCUGUAUAUUUGGAUGCAAAAGUACAAAAGUUUCACGUCAAUGGUCAAUACUUUACGAUCCGUUUUGUUGAUUCCCUGCGUACCGUUCUUAUAAAUGAGCAGCCGUUUAAAGUUGAAUUUGGUGACCUCCCGAAACCAAUAUUCGUUGGAGGAGAAAAAUAUUUCGUGCGUUUUUCUGCUUUACCGAAGAACAUUAAACCUGGGCAAAUAGAGAUAGUCGAUAUGGAGGGUGCCGUUUCACCAGUUACGAAAGAACCUGCUGUAACGACAGAAAACGAAGUUGAUAUGGAGGAAGUGAAAGUAGAAGAAACUUUACAAACGUCUCAAGAAACGCCAAGCCCUGAAGUUGAAAUUAAAGGUCUCGACAUGUUAGCAAGUUUAAUGCCGGCCAGUAUUGCACCGGCAUCUAGCUCCGAAUACAGCUCCGCCGAGCCGUUAUUCGCCAAAUCGGAAAGUAAAAUUCCGGGUCUAGAAACGACUUCAGAGGAAAAACCGGCUAGCUCACUACCACUUCUUGGGAAAAUUAACGUUAACGAUCUGUAUGCCAAGCUGGUGGCAACCGGCAUAGUCCCGAUGCUGAACGACGCUAAGCCGGAAGCGAAGAACGAAAAGACUGAAGAUGUCAAACCUAAAACUAAAGAAGAUAAAAAUGUUAUACAUCGAGUCGAUUUACUGAAGUCUGAAACAUUAAGAGUGAAGCAGGCCGGCAUCGUGGCGAAGCUGUACGGCGGCAUGCAGUGCAGCGGCUGCGGGGCGCGCUUCCCGCCCGAGCACACCGUGCGCUACUCGCAGCACCUCGACUGGCACUUCCGGCAGAACCGCCGCGAGCGGGACUCCGCCCGCCGCGCGCACUCGCGCCACUGGCACUACGACCUGUCCGACUGGCUGCAGUACGAGGAGCUGGAGGACCUAGAGGAGAGAGAAAAGAGCUGGUUCGAGACGGGCGCGGCGGACGACGGCGAGCCCGCGGGCGAGGCGGAGGAGAGCCCGAGCGUGGCGGCCGGCGCGCCGCAGCACCACUGCGCGCUGUGCGGGGACCGCUUCCAGCAGUUCUACAACGAGGACAAGGAGGAGUGGCAUCUGAGGAACUCCGUGCGCCACGACCUGCUCUACUACCACCCGCUGUGUCUGCAGGACUACAAGGCAUCUCUAACAAAGGAGGAACCGCCUAAAGAGGAAGUACCGAUGGAAACGUCCAUGGAAGAAGAUAAAACCAUUGAAGCCAUCGAAAUUAAGGACGACGAUGUCAGAGCAGAGAACGCGGACGAGUCCGACUGCGAGUCCGUCGUGGAGGUCGUCGAGCCGGAAGUUGAGCAGAUGGAACCUCUCGAGAUCGACGAGGGCGACGAAGACGAUGUAGUGCUAAAGGCAGAGCCUGUGGAACAAGUCGUCGUCGAGGAUGAGGACACGGACGAUGAGACGGCCGCAGAGCGAGCCAGCCGCGACCAGAAGGCGGAGGUUGAUUUUGCUAAUAUCAAGAUCAAACAGGAACCCAUUGACCCUGAUGACGAACCAAUAAUCACAGCAGAAGUCGAAAGCAUAAUGCCCCCGACAAUUGAUACCACCCCUCACAACACAGUGAUGUCAUCAAUCGACGGCAACGUGCAACUCGAAGACGCCACGACCGCACCGGUGUUUCCACUUGGAGGAAUCCGUAUCAAUAUUUCAAAAUCAAUAACAUCAUUUGUCAAUAAUCAAGAAGAAAAAAUACUGGAGGACGUAAGCGUAGAUGAUGAACCCUUACCUCCUGGUGAGGAACCAGAGUUGGAAUACAAAUUAAAACCGUCACUAGAAGGCGUGCAUUUAAGUAGGCAGCCGCCUGUGCAGAAAGGCAGUGAAUUGUCAGGAUUGUGCUCUGUUAUGUGAAAAAAAAGUGUAAGUGUCAGUAAUAUACUGAAAACCAUGUGGACUCAUGUGUUAUGUUAAUGAGGAUAUUAUUAUGAGGAUUUGCAACAAAGGAAUUGAUGUUAACUAUGUCACUGCCUAAGAUUGUUUACUUGAUUAGUUUACAAAUGUUUGAAGGUUAGAAAAAAGCUGGACUUCUUUUGAUCCAUCUUUUUUUAUUUCCUUGAUUUUGAUGUUGAAACAUAAAAUAAUUAGCAUAAAAAAUUUAAAUUUUCAAAUGUUACUCUUAAAAUAUAUAAUUAGAUUCAAUUGAAAAUAUGCUCAAAAAAAAUCAUUUACUCGGUAGUUACUUGGUGGACAUAAGAUUUAAUUUUUGAUGCUUUUGUUUUAAUUUGUCUUAUAUACUCAGUUUCCAAUACUAAAUAAAUUAGCUGCUCUUAUAUAGUAACAUUUCCCAAUCUAUCUACUAAAUAAAAAGUAAAUAUUGAAAAAAAAGUACUUUACUCUUUAAUAAUGUGUAGUACAAUUUCAUACCUAAUAUAUGUAAUCUAACGGUUUGGAAUUAUUGUCCACUAAUACUGCUGAAAAAUAAAAAUACAAAAAUUGUAUUAAUUAAUUUAAGCAGUUUAUAAAUUGUACUUCUAACAUAUUGUAAGUAAACAAAUACCAUUACGUUAAACAAUGUGAUAUUAAAAUUAAGAUUAGAACGUAUACAUUAUUAAAUGUGUGCGAAUUGUUUUCUUUUAUAAGAAAAUGUGCUAUCACAGUGUAAAUAGAUUUUGUAUAUAAUAUUUGUAUUUUAGUUGUGUAACUUAUGUAUAAAGUAUUUACAUUUGUAAGGUUUUAAGUUAGGUAAAGGAAUCUCUUGUUAUUGUUUUCCUUUAAAAAAAUCUAUUGAUUAAAGCAUGACUGUGGGACACUACAGAAAAUAACAUCCAAUUUUUUAAUAAAUAUCACAAAAUGUGACUUGUUUUAUUUUAAUAAGUACCACUAUGUUUACUCU